Spea bombifrons (plains spadefoot toad) is the source of this 454-nucleotide messenger RNA. Its product is annotated as C-X-C motif chemokine 10-like. Gene Ontology annotation, molecular function: CXCR chemokine receptor binding; chemokine activity. Gene Ontology annotation, cellular component: extracellular region. NCBI's taxonomy places the organism in Eukaryota, Metazoa, Chordata, Amphibia, Anura, Pelobatidae. The coding region runs from base 47 to 370 and encodes 107 amino acids. The record is from RefSeq and is a predicted model, not a curated record. The transcript has 4 exons. Gene Ontology annotation, biological process: cellular response to lipopolysaccharide; antimicrobial humoral immune response mediated by antimicrobial peptide; chemokine-mediated signaling pathway.
UAACACUGGUCAAUUCGCCAAGAAGAAGAACCUCUCCAGCAAGAACAUGGCAAACAAAUAUCUCAUCAUCUUCUGUGUUCUCCUGUACAUUUUACCCCUGACAAAAGGAAUGUCUGCUCCGCAUCAAGGUCAACGUUGCUUAUGCCACAAAUCGAGUAAAAGACUAAAUGUUAAAGAAACGACAAAAAUUGAAAUUUUUCCAAAAAGCACAUCUUGUGAAAGAAUUGAAGUUAUAGCUACCAUCAAGGACAAAAGCAAAACUGUAAAAACAAAAUGCAUCAAUCCUAAAGCAAAACUAGUAAAGGAAAUAAUCUCUGGAAAGAUACGGAAAAUGAAAGGCAUGAGAGUGAUCAAUCAUCUUAAAGCAUAAUCUCAGAUGGUGGCUUUCGCUCCGUCAUUCACGUUAUCAAAAAUGUGAUCCUGCCUUGUUCCAGCAAAAAUAUGGUUAAAGAAA